Molecule: messenger RNA, 3132 nt
Organism: Anopheles nili
Lineage: Eukaryota; Metazoa; Arthropoda; Insecta; Diptera; Culicidae
Exons: 4
Coding region: 1-2661 (886 amino acids)
Molecular function (GO): protein binding
Source: RefSeq, a predicted model, not a curated record
AUGGCAGCAAAUUCCGCUGGCAUCCUGCAGAAGUGGAGCAAGCUGCGCCGGCGCUGUGCAUCGUUCAAGUCAGUCUCCGGUCCAGCGUCGCUCGAUUCGGACACCAACUUCAUCUUGGCUGAGCACCCGGCCCACUAUCAGAUCAUCAGCACAGCGACCGGGUCCCCGGUGCCGGCUCGGACCACUCCUGUACCGAAACCAGUGGCGAAUCAUCAUCAUCACCAGCAUCCACUGUACCACGGACAUCAUCAUCAUCACCUCGGUCAUCAGCAUCAUCAACACCACCAUCACCACCUGCAUCAUCUGCCGCACCGGGCGCACCAGCAUCAUCAACACCACCAACACCAUCUUCCCAGUCACCUGCACCAGCAGCAGCAACAGCAGCAUCAGCUCCAUCAUCAUCCACUGCUGGAUUAUCCGCUGCCUGGUGGAACACACCUGCUGGAGGCCGGUCCACUGGCGCCAGGGUACGACCCAAAAAAUUGGGAACUUCGCCACUCGAGCUCCUCGUCGGCGUCCGCGUCCUCUUCCUCCACCAUCGGUGCUCCACCUGGGGUACCUCCAAGCGAGGAGUACUACUGGGCACCUGCCGGAGGUCCUCGAGAACCACCGGAUGUCAAGCUGUGGCGUUUAGGGGCGCACCAAACGUACGCCCAUCGGAUUCACGUGAACCCUCCUCAACGGCGUAGCGCCCACAGCAUCGACUGGGAGUACAACGUGCGCCGAUACGAGAGUAUGUGCGAUAACAUGCCACCACCGGCACCGGUUCCAGCUCAGCGGAUCUUCCGCACCGAGAAGCUGCAGUACUACGAUGAGCUGGCGGACGUGAAGACGCCUGCCGAGAGUCCGAUCAAAGUGGCGCGCGAGAUCAAGCUGCCCAGUUUGAAGACGUUUAAGUCGGCCUCGAUGCGUCUGCCUGGCCAGAAGUCGUCGAUGCACGAGGUACAGCAGUUGUUACGCAGCAAGUUCAACCGUAUCCACGCGGGUCUACGAAAACGUCGCGCUUUGUCCGUGCAGGAGGUGUUUCAGUUGCCGGGCACGCCUGGGGUGACUGUGCCGGCUAAACCGACGUUCUAUGUACCCUCACCGCUGGUCGGUGAGCGGACACCACAUGUGCGAGGAGGAAUUUCGCAGCGUUUCAGCGAACAGGACGAACCGGACGAUGCUACGGAGUCGUUGUACGGUGAAGAUGACCAGCUGGCGGAUGAGUUGGUCCCUGAUAGACCUCUGGCGAGUGAUGACGGACCUGUCAGUCUGCCGUUCAUCAGUGAAACGAGAGCCACCGAUGACCCGACUAGUGGCAAGAAACAGGUGACACUCCGGACGGCAGAUCACAGUCCAAGCCCGCGUAAAGAACGCACCCGGACGUGGUAUCGCAGUAUCGACUUUAACGCGGCACUGCAGAAACUCGACGUACAUCGGCACUCGGGUGAUCCAACCAAAGCCACACCAAAGAACGUACCAGAGUCCGGGAAGCUGGUGGCCAACCAGGAAGAGUCUGAACCCGUCCACCGACCGAACUUCUCCAUCGGUGGACGCGUGAGUUUACGUGAGCGCGUUGAGAACAUGCACUUGGGUCGAUUGCGACCUUCAAAACCGGCAGCAGGACAACAACCACAGGCCACAACACCGGUCGCACUGGUGAAGAAGAUCUCGGAUGUGCGCAAAAUACGGCCCAGGAGUCACUCGCCGCUCAAGAACAUCAAGAUCAACCUGUCACCAGUGAAGAAGCCGACCGAGCCGAAACGAGAAUCGAUCGGGCUCUUUGGCCGGUUGAACCGGAUCAUGCACCAGCACGGGCUCGGUGGUGGGAGCGAAGGAGGUGUUCGCAAGCAGAGCGAUAAAUCUGCCCCAGCAGAGGUGCCUACGACACCGGUGGUGCGUACCGGAACCGAUAAACCCGUCGUCGCGGGGGCCAAUCUUGGUGGGAAUGUGAGCAAACAAUCGACGAUACAGAAGCUGACCCAGCUCAGCAGCUGCAACAGGCGGGAACAACAGCAGCAGCAGCAAAUGCAGCAGCAGUCGAAGACAGAAACCGCCCAUGGACGUGACCGGAAAUCCAAACAGAUUUCUGAUUCCACUCUGAGCAACGGCCACACCAAAUCCACCGGUGGCAUCUCAUUCGCGGAUGGCGCCAAACCGGGACCGGAUCAGCUACGACCUUCGAGCCGACAUAACACGGCCGGGCGCGAUGACGACCAUGAGGACGAGGACGAUGAGGACAGCAUCGAGGAGAGCAAAUUCUGUACCCUUCCACGCCACGGUCCGAAUGCAUUUACCAUCCGACAGGCUCGCUUUUCGAAAGGAAACGGAGCAAAAGCGCUCGGAUUUUCCAUUGUCGGCGGUAAGGACUCGCCCAGGGGUUCGAUGGGCAUCUACGUGAAGACGAUCUACCCGAACGGGCAAGCGGCGGAGAAGGGCACACUGCAGGCCGGCGACGAGAUACUGUCGCUGAACGGGAAAGCAUUCCAGGGCCUCUCGCACCAGGAGGCGAUCAACGUGUUCAAGGCGAUCAAAACGGGCGAAGUGGUGAUCUUGAUCGGGCGGCGCAACAAUCGUCGCAAGCUUGAAACGCCCUCACCAACCGAUUCCGGCAACGGUACUGCACCGCCUUCCACGACCGGGUCACCGACCAACACGCUUCCGUGCAACGAGGAGUGAACGGGAAAACCCCCGGAAGUCGAUAGUUUCGUGUCCGUGUACACAAAGAUAAUGAGAGGACACUUUUGCAAUGGCCGGAAUGGGUGGAAGAUUGAUUAGGACAGCUAUGUGUGAAAAAAAAUGGCAGAAGUUACUCGUUAGUGCAAGCCGUGCAUUCAAAUGGAGUUACGGUAUCCCAUUACGCAAUGCAAACGGCAACCGACAGUAGCAUAGAUGGAAUACGCGCAAUAUAUCGAAAUAUUUAAUAUAUUUACCAAAUACCAAAGGUUUCAAUAUCAAAAAAACGAUCACCAGAAAUGAAUGUAAAAAUGGAAAACGGGGCCGAACGAGAGGAAACCGGGUUAUAUACAUAUAGAUAGCAAUACGCAUAUUCAUCGACAAACCAAAUUGUGUAAAAUUCAGUCAGUCUAACGAUAUAGUUUCUAAUCAUUUGUUGUUCUGCUACGUACGUAUUCGAAUGAAAAAUAUAUC